This is a messenger RNA of Desarmillaria tabescens, 1898 nucleotides long. Its product is annotated as PLP-dependent transferase. NCBI's taxonomy places the organism in Eukaryota, Fungi, Basidiomycota, Agaricomycetes, Agaricales, Physalacriaceae. Gene Ontology annotation, biological process: biosynthetic process. The transcript is spliced from 10 exons. Gene Ontology annotation, molecular function: transaminase activity; pyridoxal phosphate binding. The record is from RefSeq and is a predicted model, not a curated record. The coding region runs from base 149 to 1669 and encodes 506 amino acids.
CCGUGCACAGCAAAUACGAAUUGCCGGCGGAAUAGUUGGAUAACACGAAUUCCGAAUUGCACAAGUCUAGCACGAUAUCUCCCUUAUCUUACUAUUGCCGUCUGUCAUAUAAUGGAGGUGUCAUGCUGCUCUGUCCUGUAGUGAAACCAUGGACGCCAUUGAUUUGAGCCAUCAUUUGAGCCCUACUGCGGCAGCUAGGACGCCAAAUCCCCUGAAAAGUCUUAUGAAGUACAUGUCCGUCGAUGGCAUGGUCAGUUUAGCUGGAGGCCUCCCACAUCCGUCUCUCUUUCCUUUCGUCAAUAUCGAAGCCGAGGUGUAUUCUCCCGGAAUCUAUACAUCCGAGUCAGACUCGGAGCUUUUACGUUUCAAUGUUCACAAGAAUGGCAGGGCCAAUGGGCAGGUCGUGGAUUUGGCCACUGGCUUGCAAUACGCACCCACUGCUGGUUUCCCAUGGCUGCUCCAAUAUGUCCAGGACUUUGUAAGCGUUGUCUACCAACCGGCGUAUAAAAACUACGAUGUCUUAAUGAACGAUGGGAGCACGGAUGGUUGGAGCAAAGUCGUCAACCUUCUCUGUGAGCCUGGCAACCACAUCUUCCUCGAAAAGUAUACGUUUCCUUCUACUCAGGCAAUGUGGGUACCGAUGGGAUGCAAGGGUGUUCCACUCGAGAUGGAUGCCAAUGGAAUACGUGCUGAUGUGCUGGAAAAUACUCUCCGGGAAUGGGAUAACACCCAUCCCGGUGUGAAACGACCACACGUUCUAUACGUGAUUCCCACGGGGCAGAACCCUACCGGGUGCACUAUGCCCAUCGCUCGUAAACAGGAAAUCUACGAUAUCUGUGUAAAAUACGACGUCAUCAUCGUGGAAGACGAUCCUUACUACACCCUCCAAUUCGAUACCUACAAGCUUCCAAGUACCGCCAAUGGUCAUGCGGCACCUCCCCUUCCCUACGACGAAGCGGUAUUCCUGGAUUCGUUCGUCAAAACCUUUCUGAGCAUCGACGUCCAGGGACGCGUUAUCCGUCUCGACACCUUCAGUAAAACGAUGGCUCCGGGGAACCGUCUCGGAUGGUUUACCUGUAACCCUCUCUUCGCUGAACGGAUCAUUCGCGCAACCGAAGUAACAACUCAAACACCCUCGGGCUGGUCGCAGUCCAUCAUCUCUGAACUCUUACACGCGUGGGGUCCCGGCCUCAGCGGGUAUCUUCGUUGGUUGUCGGGAUUGCAGAGCCAGUACGAGAUUCGGCGAAAUUGGAUGUGCGAUGCUCUUGCAAAGGAAUUCGACGCGGAACAGAAGGGCGACGAGGUGAUCAUGUAUGCCAAAGGGACAAAGGUGAAGAUACUCAGUGUUGUUCCACCGCGGGCUGGGAUGUUUUUGUGGUGCAAGGUUCAUUUGAGUGAGAACAAGGAAUAUGCGGAUCUCAAGGGCGCGUCUGAGGAUCUUGAGACGUUCUUCGAGCAGAAGCUCUGGCAAGAUUUUGUAGACGCGAAGGUUUUGAUUUCUCCAGGAAGGUUUUACGCAGCUUGGGAGGGUGAAAAGAAGCCGAGAAAUCCAGCUGAGCGCGACAUUGUCCAUUUCAGAUUAGCAUUUUCGAUGACGACUAAAGAGAAUGUGGAUCUCGCCAUUCGCAGACUUGCAAACGUCCUCCAUCGUGCAUGGGGCCUUGUAUAACAGUGGCGGUAGAUUCUCCGGGCCUUCAUUCCCUAUUAUGGGGCGGUACUGUAAUAAAAUGUAAUGAUCUCAUGCACGCUCCUUCGAAACAUCGCAUCUAGCGAUGGGAAAUGAUUGAGUACAUCAGUAGAGUAGGAAAUACUGUGCUCACCCAUAGCUGCCGCCAACGUUGCCUUCGGAAAAGUAAUUCUUAAAUAUUAAUAUCAACGAUAAUUGGAAAAUUCGGACA